Messenger RNA from Ruditapes philippinarum (Manila clam), 2395 nucleotides. Its product is annotated as meiotic nuclear division protein 1 homolog. The coding region runs from base 61 to 678 and encodes 205 amino acids. NCBI's taxonomy places the organism in Eukaryota, Metazoa, Mollusca, Bivalvia, Venerida, Veneridae. Gene Ontology annotation, cellular component: nucleus. Gene Ontology annotation, molecular function: double-stranded DNA binding. The transcript has 6 exons. The record is from RefSeq and is a predicted model, not a curated record. Gene Ontology annotation, biological process: reciprocal meiotic recombination.
CGGCAUGUACGGAUUUUAAUAUGUUCCAAAAGCGCGGGAAAAUUUGAUAGCUCAAUAAUAAUGUCUAAACGUAAAGGUCUAAGUGUUGAAGAGAAGAGGCAUAGAAUGAUGGAGUUCUUCUUUGAGAAGAAAGAUUUCUUCCAGCUGAAGGAGUUGGAACGACAGUGUCAGAAAGAGAAAGGGAUUACGUCCAUGUCAGUGAAGGAGAUUCUCACUAGUCUUGUUGAUGACGGUAUGGUAGAUACAGACAAGAUUGGUACUUCUGUUUACUUUUGGGCAUUCCCCAGCAAAGCUAGCCAAAACCGAAAAAGGAAAAUUGAUGACUUGGAAGCUAGACUGGCAGAUGCAGAAAGUAAAAAACUUAACUUAAUGGAUGCUGUAGAAAAGGCUAAAGUGGGUAAAGAAGAAUCUGAUGAUAGAGAUGAGAUUCUGUCGAGACUGAGUGAGAUGCAAGGGGAGAAAACUCAGAUGGAAGCAGAACUUGAGAGAUACCGGGAGUGUGACCCUGAUGUCAUUGAAGAACUGAAACAAGAGACAAAAAUAGCCAAAGAGGCUAGUAAUAGAUGGACAGACAAUAUAUUCUCUACAAAGUCAUGGAUAAAGAACAAGUUUUGUUUUGAAGAGUCCGUAAUAAACAAACAGUUUGAAAUACCAGAAGAUUUGGAUUACCUGGAAUGACAUUUUAUAUUUCUUACAUUGUUUAUUUUAUUUGUUCAUGUUAUGUUCAUGUAAAAAAAUGUUCAUGAAAUCACUUUAUUUUACAAUAAAUUUGUUACAUUUCUUAAAACUUUACGAAGAUUGUAAUUUGAUUUUUGUUAUUAUCUUGAAAAACCUUUACUUAGAUCUAAGAGACUGUUAAGGCUCAUUAUGCUUCAAAAUCAUAUAAAUUUCCCCUUAAUAUCGAGUUUAAUGUUUCAAUAAUGACUGCCAAUUACCUGAAGGUAGUAGCACUGAAUGUGAAAUAACUCAUCAUAAAAGAAGCAAAAUAUAAACAAAGUAGUAUUUUGACUUCAAUACAAAAUUCUAAAUCACUAUAACUGUACUUAUUGCCAAAAAGUAACAGAAACAACAAAUGGUUCAGGUAAUUGGCAAAGGAGACUAAAACAAGGCACAAACAAUAAAAAGCUUUCAAGAAAUUGAAAAAGAACAACUAAGCUUUUUCUUGGUUGUAAUGCAUCAUGGGCUUUUAAAACUCUAGAAAGUUAAAAUGUUGUUGAUAAGGAAGAUUAAACUUCUCAGAUUAAAACCACACUGUAAAAAAAUACCAUCAUAUGACCACACAAUCAGUUACCUUAUUUUGCCUAUUUUAUACUAAAGGUAGGGCUUCUCCUACUUCUUUUACAUACUUCACACAUUUGUUAUUUUCCUUUAACAUUUUAUAAAGGAGGAUAUACAUGUAUAUGUAUACAGUGUACAUGUAUGUAUCCUUACCUACUGUGCAUAAGAGCUUAUAGACCAUAAAUAAAAUGACAGUAGAAAAACCAAGCACUUGUGAGAAAUUAUAAGUUGAACUAGUAGUGAUAUUAAAUUCGUAGUGUUUAAAUGCAUUUCAAAUUAUGGUUCAUUUUUAUGCUGCAUAUAGUUGCUGCUUUGUCUGUCUGUCUGUCCGCUAUUCUUGUACAGGACAUAACUUUGAAACAACAAGAAGUAUCAACAUGAAACUUUCUAGGUAGAUAGAUCUUAUUGAGUAGAUGUGCAAUGUACAUGAACCGUUACUCUGCCUUGCCUAAUUUUGGAAUUAUUGCCCUUUGUUUAUUUUUAGCUCACCUGUCCCAAAUUGACAGGGUGAGCUUUUGUGAUCGCUUUUUGUCCGUCAGCCGUCCGUCGUCCGUAAACUUUUACUUUAAAUGACAUCUCCUCAUAAACCACUAAGCCAAUUUCAUCCAAACUUCACAGGAAUGUUCCUUUGGUGGUCACCUUUACAAAUUGUUCAAAGAAUUUGAUUCCAUGCAGAACUCUGGUUGCCAUGGCAACCAAUAGAAAAAACUUAAAAUAUCUUCUUUUAAAAAACCCAAAAAGGUAGAACUUAGAUAUUUGGCAUGAAACAUCUUCUAGUGAGUGUCUAUCAAGUUUGUUCAAAUAAAAGCCCUGGGGUCAAAAUUGGCCCCGCCCCGGGGGUCAUUGAUUUUCCCUUUAUGCAUAUAGUAAAAACUUAAAAAAUCUUCUUUUAAAAAACCCAAAGAGUUAGAGCUAAGAUAUUUAGCAUGAAACAUCUUCUAUUGGGUGUCUACCAAGUUUGUUCAAAUAAAAGCCCUUGGGUCAAAAUUGGCCCCGCCCAAGGGCGUCAUUAAUUUUCCAUAUAUGCAUAUAGUAAAAACUUAAAAAAGUCUUCUUUUAAAGAACCCAAAGAGCUAGAGCUAAGAUAUUUAGCAUGAAACAUGUUCUAAUGGGUGUC